AUGGAAUCUUCAUUAAUAACAAUAAAACAAAAUACAUUUCCAUCAGAUUUAAAUCAAUUAAUUGCUGAUAUUCGAACCCAAUUACCAACACAUAUUCAUUAUAAAACUACUACUUCAAUUGAACAAGGAAAAUAUGCUAUGGCUGAAUGCAUUGUAAUCUUUUCUCAAGGAAAUAAUUUCGAUGUACAUGCUGUUGAUAAUAUAACAUGGAAAAGAAUUACUUUAACAUUUUAA
This is a messenger RNA of Adineta steineri, 234 nucleotides long. The record is from the annotation of a GenBank genome assembly. NCBI's taxonomy places the organism in Eukaryota, Metazoa, Rotifera, Eurotatoria, Adinetida, Adinetidae.